Penicillium salamii is the source of this 1380-nucleotide messenger RNA. Lineage: Eukaryota; Fungi; Ascomycota; Eurotiomycetes; Eurotiales; Aspergillaceae. The record is from the annotation of a GenBank genome assembly.
AUGGAAUCUUCGGGGCCUCUUCCGACGUUGGAGUCGUUGCAUUUCCCGUCGGCCCAGCAAUCCAUUUCACAGACACUCUCAUCUCUGCGUCGAUCAGCGCUCUCCGUCUCCAAUCGACUUCAAUCCAUCGAGACUGAUGCCCAGUUUGUGCAAGAGGUCGCUGAUCACUAUGGGCUGCCACUGGUAGCUAAUGAGCGAUGCGGAAGCUGGUACAUUCCGCCAACGACCAAGGUCGGUAGUGCGUAUUUCAAAAGCACUGAUGGCCACACCGGUCAGUGGGAUUUUAGCUUUCGCAGACUAAACCUGCAGUUGCUACCGCUGGUCAAGGAUCAUGGCGGUUGUGUGAUAGUGGAUUCAACUCGUCGAGGAAAAUUGAUGCCAGAUGCCUUAUCAAAGACGGUUCCCAUCUGGAGCGCUGUCCUUAACAGGGCUCUUUUCCCAUCUCAAACAGCCUAUCACCCAGUCCAACUUCCCCCAAACUUCCUGGGAGAAUCAGAAGAAGCACAGAUCGAAAGCCGAAUUGACAAAUUUGUGUAUUCACUCAAGACAAGGACUGAUCCAACGCCACAGAGUCUAAAACUCGAUCUAGAUGGUCUGCAAGAGCAAAUUGGCAAACCCAUCCAAGUAGCUUGGGCCAAUAGGUCAUAUUAUUACCCCUCAGACCUCCAGAAGAGCAAUGACCAUCGCCUCCUUGUGCUAUGCUCCGCGUCAAGGCGCGUGCAUGGCGCCGAGAUGUCAGAGGGCGGAUACAUCCAAGGUGCGGGUGAUGAUAGCGAGGGGUGGGCAUAUGGGCUGACGCCGCCGGUGUUCUGGGCCAAUCGGGAAAUAUUGAAGAAUACGGCUGAAGAUGAUUUGCCUGAUCUUAUCCAGCGGUUGGUUGGUGAACACAAGCAGCUGGAUGUAGCUGGCGAUGCGACACUCAUUGCUCCAACGAAGAACUUGUUCAUUACUUCGGGGUCAGUCGAUGCGGCGAGCAAGUAUGAUCUUGUGAUUGACUGCAAUGGAACCCCGGUUGAGGGCGAUGUGAAGAGGCUCGGCUUGGGCUGUGAUACGGGGAAGCUGGGGAGUCGUGAUUUACGCAAGUCGCUGGAUAAAGUUCGGGACUUUGUUGCUACACGAAUUGGGGCGAAUCCAGACCUUUCUUUAUUGGUGACUUGUGAAAGUGGAAAGGAUCUUUCGGCGGGAACACUGUUAUCGAUUAUAUGCUUGUUUUACAACGAUGAAGGUGGCUUCGAUGCCUCGCUGAGCAAGCGCGCAAUCAGCAAGCAAUUCAUCAGACAGCGUCUAGCUUGGCUUGUGUCGUCGAAACAUGACGUUAAUCCGUCUCGAGCCACACUUCAGUCUGUCAAUGCCUUUCUGAUGCAGCCGCCGGAUUAUUGA